AUGUUGCAAAUUACUUUACUACUAUUUGCGCUUUGCGUUGUAAUCAAUGGCAAAACCAACAAUGAUUGCUCAAAAUACAAGGAUUGCGCUUCUUGCGUUAAAGCACAUCGUCCUUUACCAGGAUUUCAGAGAUAUUGCGGGUGGCAUACUGACAAGUCAUCAUGUGAUGAGCCAUUUGCUAUUAUAGCAGGCAGCAACGUGGUCGUACGUGAACCAUUUAUGUGUCCUCAAAAUGUACCAACUGCUGAAAAAUAUCGCUAUACUGAUGCACUUGGCCGCUCCCUGUAUGGCCUUACAUUAGCCGUUCGAAAUAAAGAUCCUGCAGAAUGCCUUGCAAAUAGUCAACCUGACAUACAAUUGAUAAAGCGUUAUGAGGUGGAAUGUGAUCAAUCACGUAAUCUUUGUGCUGCAAUGCUUGCUGUUUCUAAACGUGACAAGAAAAUUUAUGUUGUGUAUAAAUCAAGCAAUAUGGACAAACAAUUAAUUACGGAAGUAUUAUUUUACUUUUAUUCCUAA
Molecule: messenger RNA, 516 nt
Organism: Acanthocheilonema viteae
Lineage: Eukaryota; Metazoa; Nematoda; Chromadorea; Rhabditida; Onchocercidae
Source: the annotation of a GenBank genome assembly